Molecule: messenger RNA, 3201 nt
Organism: Parnassius apollo (apollo)
Lineage: Eukaryota; Metazoa; Arthropoda; Insecta; Lepidoptera; Papilionidae
Source: the annotation of a GenBank genome assembly
AUGUUUGUGUACGGUAUUAAACCAGGGUCUAGUGAAGAAGAGGAAGAAGAAGAUGUUAAGGAUAUUCUACAGAAAAGAAGAGAAGAAUGCGAGCGCAAAGCAAGAAGAGGGGAGAUGGAUCCCCGCCUGGAGUUUACAUUUCAGCUCCUGAUUGAUGGGACAGGUUUACCACGUCAUACUAUAAUGGAUCAUGUUUUCGAAGGGAAUAUGUUGGAUGACAUCAAUCAACUGUUCCUUCCUCAUAUGAGGAACAAACUUCUUUGGUAUUACCAAGACGUUGAGGAAGUUGAGCAGCGACCACAAGUCGAAGGUACCAAACCACGUCAGCAAGGUCAAGGAAAGCUGCCACCGCCUCAAGUGACUCUUAAAAAGAAACUAUUCUUAUCAGAUGGCUGGGACGUAAAAUUUACGGGGAUAUGCAUUUACAUGUUCAGGAUAAAUGUCAGCAAACAGUUGCCAGAAGAGGGAUUUCAUAAAGAUUUGUUCUGUGGAAUUUUAAAUGCUGGUAAAGUGGGACUGGUGACGGCAAUUGAGCGUAUUAUGGAGUACGUUUACAUGAAUGCACUCGCACACCCGAGUACCGAUGGAGACGAAGACGAAACUAGAUUCCCGAUCGUUAAGAACCAACUACUUCCAGGACUCAGAUCAUUCUGUAGUGCUCUAAAAGUGUGCGAAGACGUAUGCAAUCAGGUAAAUUUGUUCGACGAUGGCAAAUCAUUCAUGGCCAAUGUACAAGAUCACACUGAGCUAAAGGAAAUGACGAAAAACCUCAACACCAUAACCAUGUUAGAAGAGCGUGUCAAUGAGUGGAUCAAAAAAGUGAUGGAGAUACUGAGUGAAAGUGAACAACUACGCCGUGAAGUAGACUCCAGCGGCCCCCAGGAUGAGCUUGAAUAUUGGAAAAAAAGAGGCGCGCAGUUUUCACAACUUGUCUCUUAUUUACAGGAUAACGAAGUCCAACUUACACUUACCUGCUUGCAAUUGGCCAACUCGAAAGUGAUUAAGUUCUGGCGCGAUACUGAUCACAAGAUAACGUUUUGCUACAAUGAAGCCAAGGACAAUGCAAAAUUCAUUCAAGCCAUGGAGAAGUGUUGCCACUCGCUCUACCUUGAUGAUCCGGUAAAAAUAAAGGACUCCAUACUCAGUUUACUGCAAACGGUGCGGUUGAUCCACAGCGUCUCCCAGUUUUACAACACGUCCGAGAGGAUAUCUUCUUUGAUGGUCAAAAUAACGAAUCAAAUGAUAGAAACAUGUAAGCAAUAUAUAACGUGUCGUUUUAAAGAGACAAUCUGGUCUCAAGAACGUUCUUUAGUAAGGGAAAAAUUGAUGCACUGCAUCAACUUGAAUAAAACUUAUAGAGAGACUUAUAUCUUGGUAAGAGACCAGCCGUUUCUGCCUAAUACUGAGCAAUUUAGUUUCUCUGAGAAUUACGUGUUCGGAAAAUUCGACACUUUCUGCAAACGAAUCAACAAAAUUAUUGCUAUGUUCGAUAUGAUGGAUGAUUAUAAUCACUUAUUUGAAAAGAGGAUGGAGGGCUUAUUGCUGGGUGAAGACUUGGAGGAAGCUAUACAUACGUUCAAUGAGGCGAAGAAGGCAGUGACAACUUGUCAGUAUGAUUACUUAGACUACAGAAACAACGAUUUUGACAAAGACUACCAAGCUUUUGAAGGGAAAAUGAGCGCAUUGCAAGAAUCCAUCGGAAAUACUAUUGAAGCUAAUUUUGCUAGUGUGUGGGAAACUCCUCAGGGAAUCAAAUUUUUAACAAGGUUUGAAAAGGUUAGUCAAAAAAUUUUAAGUACAAAACUGAGUGAAAAGUAUGACAGGGUGUUGCAGUACUGUGAAAAGGAAGUCGAUAAAAUAAUGAAAAUGUUUAAACGCCAGAAAGAUGAUCCACCAUUGCCGAGAAAUUAUUCACCGGUUGCAGGUCGCAUAAAAUGGGCGAGGUGUCUGAUGCAUAACAUGACAGAGACGGUUGAGAGCGUUUGUGCCCACCCUGUGCUGCGCGCGCUGCCCGCCGCCUCUGAUAUGAUGCGCAAAUACUCAACGACUCGGACCCUCAUUCACAACUACGAAGAGACUAUGCGCGCCGUUUGGAUGAACCAAAACCUUUGGGAUGUCGACGACAGUCUGAAUAACACGCUUUUAAAAAUAGAUGAAUCAGGUCGUAUAGCAGUAAACUUAGAUCACACAAUCAAGCUGUUGAUCAGAGAGUCUGACUGUCUCAUUAAAAUGGGAAUUAACCUCCCCAUUGUGUGUCAUUCGCUUUACGCUAAAAAUAAUUACUUCACUCUCGUUAACGAUUCUUUACAGUUCCUUUUGGAGGACUAUCUCGCGACAGUGCGUCGGGUGAAACUUGAAGUGCGACCACUAUUUCUACCGCAAGUAGUGCGCCUUUCCUCCCUUCUACUACCCGGUCUUAAAACAGUCACAUGGACGAGCGAGGACUGGAAGGAAUUCAUAGAUCGCGCCAAUUCAGCUAUUAAAAGCUUUGAUGUCUUGGUUACUAGAGUCCAUGAUAUAUAUACGAAUAGAAUUAUUUACGUACUCUCUGGUAUGCAGGAAGUUUCAUUAGUAAAUUUGCCAGAAGAAACACCUUGGUCUGUGGAGGAAUUUAUAGAGCACGUGGAAUCAGGAAGUCGCAACGCCUGCGUCGAAUUAAAUCGUAAGAGUUUGAUGGUGGAAGAGGCCGUUGAAGAGGUCUUGGAUUUGGUGAAAAAAGCCGCGCAACAAGUUAUACCAGCUGAGAUUAAUCCGGACUUCGAGUUUCUGAUCGCCGAAGACGAUCUACAAAGCGGCAGUGGAGCAACGUCUACACUCAACGAGUCGACGAGUAGCGGACAGCAGGACUGGUCCGCAGUGUGGGAAUGUUUCGAAAGCCCUCAUAAAUUGCUAUCAACGCCUGCGGGCGGUCUAUCCAAGAGUAUGCAGGAAAUGGUAAAAAAUGCUGUGAGCGAAAUGCGCCGUUACUACAGUAGAAAAGUUGUUGACGUCCUCAUCAAAGUAACGCGUCGGGCCCUGGACCUGAUCAUCAAGCAGUUUUCUCCGGACAGUGACGCUAUUGCCUGGAUUGGAAGAUCGGUCGGAGUAUCGUUCUCGUUAAUCGGGCUGAUAAAUUCUGCAACAAUAUUCUACUGCUUAUAUAAUACACCAAUUGUAACGCAUGCGUACUUUAACUCAAACAAAUUGUCCAAGUCAGAAUAA